AUGACAGACUUUCCAAGUUUCGAACUGGUUUGUCAUGACAUUGUCAUUCACUGUUUUUAUUAUUACUUUCCAUUAUCUUGUUCACGCAGUUUCAUCUUUUGUACGCAGGUUGCCUUCGCCCUGAUCGGCUGCGCCUUUGCUGAGCCUCCAUCAGGCUACAGCUACUCUGCUCCGUCAUCCCUCCUUGUCGGCCACAGCUCCGGUGGUGGCUACUCUUCGGGAGGACACUCCUCCGGCUACUCCUCAGGAUAUUCCGGAGGGUACGCCGGCGGCCACAGCAGCGGUGGUCACUACAUUCCCAUCCCUGUUGGACACCAAAGCUCAGAAGGAUACCAUGUUGACCACCAUCUACUCGAGAAAAUCAAGCAUAUUAUUUUGAAGGACGAAAUCCAGAACCAAGCUUACUCUUCUUCCGGUCACGGUCAUGGUCAUGGUCAUGGUGUCUCUUCCCACUACGGCCCUCCUGCACCAGUCUACGGUGUCCCACAUUAUCAGGAAAGGAUCGUUGGCAUUGAGCUUGGCCACAUUCAACAGGGUCUCCAGGUCGCCCAAUACCUCCAAGAGGAGGAAGGUUACUCCGGUGGUGGAUAUGCUGGUGGAUACGCUGGUGGUUACUCCAGUGGUGAUCAUGGUGGUUACUCCAGUGGUGGUCAUGGUGGUCACUCCAGUGGUGGUCAUGGUGGUUAUUCCAGCGGUGGUCAUGGUGGUGGUUAUUCCAGUGGUUUCUCCAGUGGUGGACAUGGUGGCUCUUACGCCACCAUUGGAAGCCCCUCGGGAUCGUACGGCGUCCCAUCCCUCUCAUCUUCAUACGGCACCCCUCACCACUAAAUGAGAACAAAGUCAUAGUCAUCUCAUCUCAUUUAGUUACGAAACUCAUGUGAUCGCAUCUUAGAUGUA
Hyposmocoma kahamanoa is the source of this 897-nucleotide messenger RNA. It is a transcript of the gene CPG14, whose product is annotated as keratin, type I cytoskeletal 9-like. The transcript has 2 exons. NCBI's taxonomy places the organism in Eukaryota, Metazoa, Arthropoda, Insecta, Lepidoptera, Cosmopterigidae. Bases 1 to 828 code for a protein of 275 amino acids. The record is from RefSeq and is a predicted model, not a curated record.